GCGAUGGAGAGUUGUGGCGUAUGAAGUUUGCUGACGACUAUGUGAGAUUAUUGAAAUACCAAAGAUGAACAUGGGAGAGCAGCCUAUUUUUACCACCAAGGCCCAUGUCUUCCAAAUUGAUCCCGAGACAAAGAAGAACUGGUUACCUGCCUCCAAGCAGAGUGUCAGCGUGUCGUAUUACUAUGACAGCGCCAGGGAUAGUUACCGAAUCAUCAGUGUUGAAGGCUCUAAGGCCAUCAUCAACAGUACCAUCACACCGUCCAUGACCUUCACCAAGACUUCCCAGAAGUUUGGCCAAUGGUCUGACCCCAGGGCUAACACUGUCUAUGGACUGGGCUUUGGAACAGAAACAGAUCUUGCCAAGUUUAUAGAAAAGUUUAAGGAAGUGAAAGAAAUGACGAGGAAAGGUUCUCUCAACCGAAGUAGUGAGGUGAAUGGUAACAAUGGAGAUGCAUCACCUGUGACAGAUUCCAUAUCUAAAGAGGUGCUACACCAACGGACUUCCAGUCUCUCUUCACUCCAUUCAGAGGGAGAUAGUAGUUCACUGCGAGAACGCCGGAACUCUCUGGGAGGCUCAUCAACACCUAAUCUUCCAGCUAAUGCACCCGAGGCUCAACUUAAAUAUGAAAAUGACAGAUUAAAGCUGGCUCUGGCUCAAAGCUCUGCUAAUGCCAAGAAAUGGGAGGUGGAGCUACAAACUCUGAAGAACAACAACGCCCGUCUUACAACUGCCUUACAGGAGAGCACGGCCAAUGUGGAGGAGUGGAAGAAGCAGCUAGCAGCUUACAAAGAAGAGAGCACCAGACUCAAGAAAAAGGUGUUAGAGAUGGAGAAGAAGCAGGGCAGUGCUGAUCAGAGCAGUCAGCUACAGACAGUACAGCAAGAAGUGAAGUUACUCCGCAGUCAGACAGAGCUCCUCCAGCAGGAGAAUGCUGUCAAACAACAGGAAAUUGAUAGAUUAAAUAAAAGAUUAACAGACUUGAUGACGAAGGAAACCUUGAACAGUACAUUGCAAACCAAAUUACAGAACAUGGACAAAGAAAACCAGAACCUGAAUGUGCGAGUGAAAGAAUUGGAGCGCCAGCAGGCAGAGUCAAUGAGCCAAAAGCAGAAGGAAACUCAACACCUCGUUCACCUGCACACACAGCUAGGAAACAAAAUGUCUGACAUGAAAAUUCUACAUGAGCAGAUUAUUUCCUCUUUAAAAGAGGACACCAAAAGUUAAUAGUCUGCUGGAAUAUCAUCAACAUGAGAAAAAAAAGUUCACAAACAAAACAGAAAUAUAUAUUUAUAAUUGUUUAUUGUGGUAUUGUGCCAGUAUUGCAACAGCUGUUUAGUCAGCUCUUGUUUAGUCUCUUUGAAAAUAUAGGGUCUUGCUGAGUGGCCUGAGCUGACCUCAACCCCAUGCAACUCUGUAACCAGAGUAGGUCAUUGGUUGCAACUCUGUAACCUGAGUGUAGGUCAUUUGUUGCAACUCUGUAACCUGAGUGUAGGUCAUUUGUUGCAACUCUGUAACCUGAGCGUAGGUCAUUGGUCGCAACUCUGUAACUUGAGUGUAGGUCAUUUGUUGCAACUCUGUAACCUGAGUGUAGAUCAUUUGUUGCAACUCUGUAA
Liolophura sinensis is the source of this 1614-nucleotide messenger RNA. RefSeq names its product homer protein homolog 2-like. Gene Ontology annotation, biological process: G protein-coupled glutamate receptor signaling pathway. Lineage: Eukaryota; Metazoa; Mollusca; Polyplacophora; Chitonida; Chitonidae. The coding region runs from base 65 to 1225 and encodes 386 amino acids. The record is from RefSeq and is a predicted model, not a curated record. Gene Ontology annotation, molecular function: G protein-coupled glutamate receptor binding. The transcript has 9 exons.